AUGUUGGCCCUCCAAUACUUUUUGGCCAUCAACACUAGACAGUCUAAGCACCACAUAGGUCAUACAGCCAAAAAAUUUGACUAUAAGUUUAUGUGUACCAUUGCAUGUGAUGACUUGGAGUCUGAGUUAGAGUACAAAGAUGUAUCUAAAUUGGAUGUAUCAUCAUCUUUCAUGGUAGGGCUCUCAUUGACCACCACUCAGUCAUUGGCUUCUGUACAGAAUGGAGACAUGGAGAUCAUUUGGCACCUGCAACUCAAAAACCAGUUACUCAAGAAUAACAAUCAGACUCUGGGUGAGAAGAACAAAGUAUUGCCUGUGCCAAACUCUCUGCCCAUCAUCAUAUCCGCUAGCCGCUAUGCAAGCAAGGAUGCCAAAGAACUUUGUCUUGUGAUAGAGGUAUAUUCACUUCUACCGGAUCACCUCCAUCAUUUCAUACCUGCUUCUCAUUUUCAAUCAUUGCUAGAGCAGCGUCUCCAAGGUGGACACUCCGGUGAGAUUGGCAAACUAUACUUGAUGGCAGGGUGUAUCUUUGGUUUGGAUUUGUCCUACUUUGACCUGAGUUUCAUGAAGUGA
Suillus discolor is the source of this 573-nucleotide messenger RNA. RefSeq lists its product as uncharacterized. Bases 1 to 573 code for a protein of 190 amino acids. The transcript has 6 exons. The record is from RefSeq and is a predicted model, not a curated record. Lineage: Eukaryota; Fungi; Basidiomycota; Agaricomycetes; Boletales; Suillaceae.